Molecule: messenger RNA, 2078 nt
Organism: Microtus ochrogaster (prairie vole)
Lineage: Eukaryota; Metazoa; Chordata; Mammalia; Rodentia; Cricetidae
Gene: Orc5
Product: origin recognition complex subunit 5
Exons: 14
Coding region: 104-1255 (383 amino acids)
Biological process (GO): DNA replication initiation; DNA replication
Cellular component (GO): nuclear origin of replication recognition complex; nucleus
Molecular function (GO): DNA replication origin binding
Source: RefSeq, a predicted model, not a curated record
CCGGGAGGGAAGCUGGUGGUUGAGCAUCGUGAAAUCGGCCGGAGUAGACUCCGGUGCUGACUGGCGGCUACCCACCCUGCGGUUUCAGGUGGUGCCCGCCAGAAUGUCCCACUUGGAGAGCCUGGUGCUCUGUCGAGAGGCUCAGGUGUCCACCUUGCAGUCCCUGUUUGGAGAGAGACAUCAUUUCAGCUUUCCAUCCAUCUUUAUUUACGGACAUACUGCCAGCGGGAAGACCUACGUGACACAAACUUUGUUGAAGGCGUUAGAGAGGAAGACAGAUGAGAAACUCAAAUCAGAGAAACUUCUCUUUAAGGUUCUGGAUAAAGCUGAAUAUCUAAGAGACAUGGAAGCAAAUCUUUUGCCUGGCUUUCUUAGGUUGCAAGAAUUGACUGACAGAAAUGUGACUGUUAUCUUUCUCAGUGAGAUCAUUUGGGAAAAGUUUCGUCCAAACACCGGAUGCUUUGAACCAUUUGUCUUGUAUUUCCCUGAUUAUAGCAUAGGGAACCUCCAAAAGAUCCUGUCCCACGACCACCCUCCAGAGUACUCAGCUGAUUUUUAUGCUGCCUAUAUUAAUAUUCUUCUUGGAGUUUUCUACACUGUGUGCCGAGAUCUGAAAGAGCUCAGACAUCUGGCAGUGCUUAAUUUUCCCAAAUACUGUGAACCUGUAGUUAAAGGAGAAGCAGGUGAACGUGAUACUCGCAAACUGUGGAGAAAUAUUGAGCCUCACCUGAAGAAAGCAAUGCAGACUGUUUAUCUCAGGGAGAUAUCAAGUUCCCAGUGGGAAAAGUUACAGGAAGAGGACACAGACACAGGACAGCUAAAAGGUCUCUCGGCGUACACCCACGUGGAGCUUCCGUAUUACUCUAAGUUUAUUCUUAUUGCUGCGUACCUUGCCUCCUAUAACCCGGCCAGAACUGACAGGAGGUUCUUCCUUAAGCAUCAUGGGAAAAUCAAGAAAACCAACUUUCUAAAGAAACAUGAGAAGACAAGCAAUCACCUCCUUGGACCCAAGCCAUUUCCACUGGACAGGUUGUUAGCAAUACUGUAUAGCAUCGUGGACAGCAGAGUGGCCCCAACCGCAAAUAUCUUCUCCCAGAUUACUUCCCUGGUGACUCUACAGCUGUUAACCCUGGUUGGUCAUGACGAUCAGCUUGAUGGACCAAAAUACAAAUGCACAGUUUCUCUAGAUUUCAUCAGAGCCAUUGCGCGGACCGUGAACUUUGACAUAAUAAAAUACUUGUAUGAUUUCUUGUGAAAACAAACCUCAAAGCCAUAUGGACACUGUGACAAUGACUAAGCCAAGCUGUGUUCAUCCACCUACUUAGCUGGCCAGGGAGAGGAGUUCUUUGGCUCUAUUGGAUUUGUCCAAACAGGUGCUGGCCCAGCAUGGACUCUGAUGGAAACAUUCUGAUUGGUCUGGGUAGAUGUGAGCAGAAGACUCUUUACCAGGGGCCCAGGAGUAUUUGGAAGCAACGUGUUAAUUAUAAACAGCAGGGUCUGAGCACAAUCUGUUCUGCUCUUAAUGAUGUUAUCUUAACACUGAAAUUGCCUGAAGCCCAUUUACUUAGAACUGUGUUUUGCUCUAUGAAGUAUCCCCUGCGCUCUGAAUGUGCCAGCAGCCCUUGUUUGUACGGCCACCCUUUUCACUUCCUCUCCACGGGAGCCUCUGCAGUCUCCUGCCAAAGCAGAUUUCCUAAGGCCACGAUUUUCAAAGAUCAUACUUGCAAAAUAUAUGUUAUUUUUUAAAAAUGUAAGCUCUCUAUGCUUAUCUUUUUUACCCUGAUUUUCUCAAACCCAAGGCAGCUUGUUCAGAUGCACACGCACCAGCCUUAUGUCUGCUUGUUGCUACCUUGACAGUGCUUGUGUAAGAAAGGCUUAUCUGCUCACUCUCAGUUAACCACCCAAACUGGCUUUUUAUCAGCAUAUUGCUUUCCUUCCUUCCUUCCCUCCUUCCCUCUUUUCUUCCCUUCUUCCCUCCCUCCCUCCCUUCCUCUCUCUCUCUCUCCCUCCUUUCUUUCCUUUUCCUUUUCUUUAAAUUGUUGGCUUUUGUGACCUCCACAAUAAAAUCCUUCCUCUUA